Molecule: messenger RNA, 1587 nt
Organism: Aspergillus melleus
Lineage: Eukaryota; Fungi; Ascomycota; Eurotiomycetes; Eurotiales; Aspergillaceae
Gene: nop12
Product: rRNA-processing protein NOP12
Exons: 2
Coding region: 1-1587 (528 amino acids)
Molecular function (GO): RNA binding
Source: RefSeq, a predicted model, not a curated record
AUGGGCAAGAAAUCCAAGUCCCAGUCGGAGAAAACUCCGCAAACCAGCAAGCCGGAGGCCUCUUUUCCUCUCCUGGGCGGAAAUGCCUCCGUUGAUCCCACUUUGGCCUCGCUGUUCGAAAAGAGUGCGGGUCCAGUGAAAGUCCCCGAGGUUGUUGCAACCCAGGCUGUCGACGAUGAAAGCGCAGAAAACGAGGAAGCGUCGGGCUUGGAGCCAGACUCGGCCGACGACGACAAAAUCAUGCAGGAAGCCUCCGAGCCCGCCGAUGAAGCCGCGAAGGAAGCAUCCGAAGCUCCCAACCGGAAGCGCAAGAGGACAAACGGAGAAGAUCUCGAAGAGACAUACAUGCGUCGCUUAGUGAAGGAAGAAGAAAAGGAAGAGAAAAAGCGUCGCUCGGAGAAGGCCAAGCGACAGAAGGUUGAUGAAGAGGCAGAGGAAGAAAACGACGAGGAUGAAUCGUCUUCGGAGCAAUCCGAAGAAGAAGCAGAGAGCUCCGACGAGGACGGGGCCAAAAUUGCACUUCCCAAGCAUGAAAGCCAAACCGGGGAUGCUGGCUCUCAGGAGAUCGAGAAGUCCAAUCGGACGGUCUUUUUAGGCAAUGUCUCGAACCAGGCCAUCAAGUCUAAGUCCGCCAAGAAGACCCUUUUGAAACAGGUCGGAUCAUUCCUCUCGUCGCUUCCUGAAUCUACGGGUCCCCAUAAGGUCGAAUCGAUCCGAUUCCGCUCCACGGCCUUUGCGAGUGGCGGACAUAUCCCCAAGCGGGCCUCAUACACCAGACAGGAACUCUUGGAUGACACCACGCCCAGCACCAACGCCUACGUUGUCUACAGCACCCUACAGGCUGCGCGCAAGGCACCCGCAGCCCUGAACGGCACCGUGGUUCUCGACCGACAUCUGCGUGUCGACAGCGUUGCCCAUCCCUCGCAGACCGAUCAUAAACGGUGCGUGUUCGUCGGUAACCUCGAUUUCGUCGACCACGAAAACAACCCCGAUGACGAGGAGAAAAAGAAGAAGAGAAAGGCACCGGCAGAUGUCGAGGAGGGCCUGUGGCGGACGUUCAACGCCCAUACGACCGGUUCCAAGGAGAAGGAUGCCAGAGGCAACGUCGAGUCCGUUCGGGUGAUUCGUGACCGUGCCACCCGCGUGGGCAAAGGCUUCGCCUAUGUCCAAUUUUACGACGGGAACUGCGUGGAGGAGGCUCUUCUCCUAGAUGGAAAGCAAUUCCCGCCCAUGCUCCCUCGGAAACUCCGAGUAUCGCGAGCCAAGAAGAUGGGGAAGAAACGCGACGACAACAGCGCCCAAUCCGGUAAGCUUCGGGAUUCCGAUAAGACGCUUCAGGGCCGUGCUGGCCGGCUGUUCGGCAAGGCCGGCGCCGCCAAGGUGAAGGAAAAUGCAACGAAAUCGAUUUCGCAGAACUCGUUAGUGUUCGAAGGUCACCGCGCGACUGACGACGGCUCGUCGCGCAUUCGGGUCAAGACCAAGAGCCGUGGCUCUAAAGGCAAGCCGAAGAACCGCAGCAGCCAGCGGGCAGCGGCCUACAAAGCGGCCGGAGGGAGAAAGGGCAAAAUCGAGGGCAAGCGGGAUUAA